This is a messenger RNA of Salvelinus fontinalis (brook trout), 4545 nucleotides long. RefSeq names its product ETS domain-containing transcription factor ERF-like. The record is from RefSeq and is a predicted model, not a curated record. Gene Ontology annotation, molecular function: DNA-binding transcription factor activity, RNA polymerase II-specific; sequence-specific DNA binding. Gene Ontology annotation, biological process: cell differentiation; regulation of transcription by RNA polymerase II. Bases 1571 to 3058 code for a protein of 495 amino acids. Lineage: Eukaryota; Metazoa; Chordata; Actinopteri; Salmoniformes; Salmonidae. The transcript is spliced from 7 exons. Gene Ontology annotation, cellular component: nucleus.
CUGUCUCGGUGACUCCCUUGUCAGAUACUGCACCUCUCUGCACUCGAGUGAGUUCCAUAGGUUUACCUAACUGAUUAUUAAGUAGCUGAUUGAGGAUCAAUUAAGUAAUUAAAGUUGGUUAGGGCAGGGUCGAUUGCUGGCAUGGGACUGAGGACGUGCAUUGAAGUGUGUGUGUGUGUGAUAUAGCGUAGCGGUACAGCCUUCCUUUUGCAGCCCUACGUGUCUUUUUACUCUUGUUAGUAAUUGUGGUAUAUACAAUGAUAUUUAGGGAAUUAUGUCCCAUAGAGACAUUUAACUACACCCCUUUAUUGAAUGUUGGAUGUGUGGUAAGAGGAAAUAAAUGGCCAUUGACUGUGAAAGUGAAUGAUACUGUAUCUUCUUAAUAUCUUCACCAUUUCUUUGACUUAUUAUGUUGAAUUCCCUCUAGAAAUAUGUCAGUGGCUGUGGCUUAUGAGUUUUUAGGCAUCAUCUGGCAUGGGAUCUAACCAGGAGUAGUGAGGAUUCAGUCUGAAGGAAUAGUGAGGAUUCAGUCUGAAAGAAUAGUGAGGAUUCAGUCUGAAAGAAUAGUGAGGAUAGUGAGGGGAGCGAAUAUGUGAAGGGAUAGAAUAACGACCAAUAACGAUGUUUGACGGUGUCACUGAGUGCACAAUGGUACAUUUUGGGGCUUUAUUCUACGUCUUCCCACUAGGCACACACUGGUUGAAUCAACGUUGUUUCCACGUUAUUUCAAUGAAAUUGCGUUGAACCAACGUGGAAUAGACUUUGAAUUGACGACAAUGGGUUGUGCCUAUCCUGAAAUAGGUUAGCGGUGCAAAAUAACCCAAUACUUUGUUAAUUGACGCGUAAUUGCAUUGUUGAGUACAAAAAAAUGGUCAAAGAUUUUGGUAAUUGCCAUUUUUUGGAAAAUGGCACUAAAACAGAGGAAGGGUGAGGAAGUAUAUGUGACUAACCAGUGAGGAGGUAAGACAUAGGGGCUCCUCUUGUGGCGGCGCGAAUGAAAAGAAGAGUGUGAAAGGAAAAACACACAUAUGUACACACAGUCAAACUCGUGCACACACACAAAGACACACACACACACACAAACCUCAUUCCGAAACACAGGAGCGGAAACGGGUCGAAUCCUACUUCAAAUUCUCUUUCCUCUCGGCUUGUCGACCGGGGAAAACAAACCGACCCGAGGCACAGCGAAUGGGGAUUUACUAAUUAACUACUUACACACAGAGAGAUGCACACCUCCUCCGCUCCCUCCCUCCCUCUGUCAGUUCCCUCGGUCGAGGUUGUUAGUGUAGUGCUGCUUCCACGGUCCCCGCCACUGGAACAAAUGCCUGGAGAGUGAUCUCACACCUGGGUAGACUGCUCACACUUUGGCUGUUUAAAGAAUACUGAACCACUGGGCAAAGACACUUGAGUGUAACAUCACUAUAGUGCGACGCGGGACUUCCCUCGUCUCUCCGUCCGGAACCAGCGCAGCCCAAAGAGGUCCAGUUCAGUGCGGUGUUUGGAGUUCGGGCUUCGGCCUCAGGUGCAUCUCUGAGGCGGGGCGACGCGGGAGUGCAGGUGUAGUGGAGGCAUGGACUGUAACUGCGUCAGUGAUCUGUUGCUCACCCCCCCUGUCCCUGCCCUCUGGACUCCAGGUGAGGCAAGCAGGAUUGGGGCACUUUUUUGCGGAAGCCGGGGCAUCGCCUUCCCAGACUGGGCCUACAAGCCUGAGUCGAGCCCCGGCUCGCGACAGAUUCAGCUUUGGCACUUCAUCCUGGAGCUGCUGCAGAAGGAGGAGUACCAGAGUGUGAUUUCCUGGCAGGGGGAAUAUGGAGAGUUUGUCAUCAAGGACCCUGACGAGGUGGCCAAACUGUGGGGCCUCAGGAAAUGCAAACCCCACAUGAACUACGAUAAGUUGAGCAGGGCGCUAAGGUACUACUAUAAUAAGCGCAUUUUGCACAAAACCAAAGGGAAGCGUUUCACCUACAAGUUUAACUUCAGUAAGGUGGUGCUGGUGAACUAUCCUCUGCUGGACAUGGCCAGCUCCCCCUUCCUGCUCCAGAACCACUUCAAUGGGGGCUCCGCCGCGCCCGACUGCAGCCCUGUCACACCCGAGGCCCUGCAGUCACUGUUCCCUCGUUUGCCAGAGUCAGGGAGAGGAACCUCCCUGUUUGAUCGAGUGGCCACAGCCCCUGGACCAGAGGGAGACAAACUGAGACUGGACACAUUCCCCUUCCUCAGCUCAGCCGCUCCCUGUUACUCCAAGCCCCCAUCCCUGUUGGGUCCUUACUCCCGCAACCCCCCCUUCGACUACCCCUGGGGCUUCAAUCCCUACCUCUCAGGGGCCUUCUCCCUCAACAACUGCCCCAAGCUGCCCCCCGGCUCCCUCUAUCCCUCCCACUUCUACCCCAACCCGCUGCAGACCAGCCUGGGCCAGCUGCCUCACCCCUUCUCCUCCCUACUCCCCCCGGGAGAGGUGGCAGGAGGGGGAGAGAGGGGAGCAGCGGGCCAGACCGGGGUUACUAACGGCACGGCAGGUGGGCAGCCCAGACUCUGCCUGCCUCCUUACCCUGGUGCUCUGUCGCUGGGCCGGACGGACAUUCUCAACGGGGGCUCUGUGGGUGAGAGGGAGAGAAGGGAAUCCAACACCCCAGGCACGGAGCCUGGGUUGGGGCUAGGGUUAGGGUUAGGGCUGGGUCUGGGAGGGAUGGGUCUUGGUGGUGGUGCUGGGGGGCGACAGAGCCCAUCGGAGCGGCGAGGCGGGGUGAAGCAGGACCCAGAGUCAGACUCAGACUUGGAGAUCACAGAUUUGAGUGACUGCAGCUCAGACAACGAGCCUGACUUCAGCAUCACCAAGGAGACCAGGCUGAGCAUUCGAUCACAUAUCCUGGUGGAGGGGAAGAAAGGGGGAGCACUGCCACCUCUCUCCUCCCUCCCUCCCCCCGUGUCCCCCCAUCCCCUCAAGAGCCUGGUGCCCCUCACCCCUCCCCCUCCAUCCCUCCCUCUAUCCCUCUCUCCCUCCAUGGCUCUGGUUGAACGGCACAGGGAGACAGAGACUCUAAAAUUGAUCCACAGCUAAUAGAUUCUAUUAGAUAACACUCUCUUUCUCCCCUCUCUCUCUUUCUCUCUUUCACUUCGUUGUUCUGUGCUAUUGUAUGUUAUCGUGUUACUGCAAUGGGUCCAUCAAACUGCAUAAAUAUAACUCAAUGUAUAAUGAAUUACAUUAAAAUAUAAUACUAGAACAAUAAUAAACAACACUACAAUAUACACACAUAAGAUUAAUUGCAAUAAUGACCGCAAGAAAGUAUAUCUGUCAGAGAUAUUACUUUAGUUUUUUAGGGAUUCCUUUUCUUGGGAACCUGUAUGUAUUUUUCUGUUCAUAACAUAGUCAAACAUUGCCAGCUGGUGGUCUUUAUAGGAGGCUGCUACAGUUCAUUAUUUUUUGGGGAAAAUGAUCAUCCCCCAAAUCCAAACAAUUUGUCAUUUUGCUCUGCUAAUGUAAUGCUCUGGUAUUGUAAUUUACAUUUCUAACUCCAUACUUGUUUGUUUGUUAUUGUUUAAUGCCAAGUUCAUUUGCUUAACUUUCUUCAGUGAGAGGGAGAGAAAGAGAGAGAGAAAGAGAGAGCAAAAGAGAGAGCUGGACAAAUCUAGAAUUUGUAUCAAUAUUUCAUUGUAUAUAUUUUAUUAUGGUGUACAUUACAUUUAAUUAUUAUCAAUAUUAUAAAAGUUAGCUGUGUUGGUGUGAUUUAAUUACGUAUUUAAAUAAUGUUGGGAAAUUGACAAGUAUAGGUGUAUUAAAGUUUUAAAUAAUUAACAGCAGUCAGAGUAUCUGCGCUGGAAAGGUGUUUUUUUCUAUGAGGAGGACUCAUAUAUGGGGAAUUGUCUCAUAUUUUCUCUACCCCAGCUAAUUGUGCCCUUUGGUCAUUUUCCAAGAAGCCCUUUGGGUUUAAAUAUUCUGGUAGUCUUAUUUUUAUAGUUAGCAUUCACCCAGUGUAACUGUUCUGUAAUUUCUCAAAUGUGAAUAAUAUUGGUUUCAGCACAUUCUUUCAACUACAACAAAAAAAUGUUGAUUAUUUUUGACUCUAAGCUUUAUAUCCAUGGCAACAGUUAGGCAAUGGGUCCCCUUGUAGAAAUUAUAGCAAGAGGUACAAAGUAUCUCAAUACCAACUAGGGACACAGACCAACUUCUCCAUUCCAUGUUGCUCACUUUGAAGCACAGAGUGCAUACUAACUACCCCACAUUGUACAGAUUCAUAUGGUAUGGUUUGUAACAGGUGGCGGUAUAACAUUAGGUGUGAAAGCCCUAUUGUAAAGGUCAUGUAAUUCUAUAUUUGUUGGAUUCUACCAGAAAUCUCUGUUUCAUGAUCUCUGUGUGGCAUUCACCAACACCUCUGUAAAUACUCUUUCCUUUGUGAAUGUAUGUGUACACAUCAUAAAAUGAUCAUGCCGUGAAAUAAUAAGUCACAUUUCUUUGUUUUAUUGUAAAGAGGAAAAAUGGAAAGAUCAAAAAUAAGAAAAAAAUAUGAAUAACUUCUAAAGCAAUAAACAUUAUUCUGGAGAUUGGAA